Molecule: messenger RNA, 2602 nt
Organism: Bufo bufo (common toad)
Lineage: Eukaryota; Metazoa; Chordata; Amphibia; Anura; Bufonidae
Gene: TRIB2
Product: tribbles pseudokinase 2
Exons: 3
Coding region: 929-1960 (343 amino acids)
Biological process (GO): protein phosphorylation; regulation of MAP kinase activity; positive regulation of proteasomal ubiquitin-dependent protein catabolic process
Cellular component (GO): nucleus
Molecular function (GO): mitogen-activated protein kinase kinase binding; protein kinase activity; ATP binding
Source: RefSeq, a predicted model, not a curated record
GGCAGCGUAAGAGGCGCACACACACACACCGGCUCCAGGGAGAGGUCCCCGGCCACGUAAGUACUGCACACCGAGGAAGAUGAUGUCUUGCUGAAAGGGAUCGGCCUGAGCCAUCCCUUCUCCUCUCCCUCCUACCUCUGCAGAAGAUAAGGAGAUCCCAUACACUUACCCUGCAAGGAAAGCUUCUGCUGCAAGGCAUUCAUCUCCCACCCUGGACACAAAGCCCCACGUCGCCGGCUGCAGUUGUCUUCUUCUGCUGGAGUUUUCACCGGCCACCAUUCAUCUGCUCCGUCCUUGGUUGAACUUUCCUGUGCAGGGCUCACCCUAUUGUCCCCCCAUCUGAUGUGCCACCUUCGCCGGGUGCAUGCCUGCUUCACCCACUGCUGCUAUUCUCCUGCAGGACUCUAGAGCACCUCCAUUGCCCGGGCUCCGCACGCCAUCUACAGUUUACACCAAGCCAACUUUCUUAUUGUGAAGUCGGACACCAGCUCGUGUGGCAGGAGAAGAACUGAAGAUUGGUAUUUUUUUCCUCUUGGGAUUGAUAUUUUUUUGAAAAGCAAUUAUAUUCAGUAAAAUCUACCUUUUAUUUUUUAUGAAAAAAAGGAGAGGAUUUGCACAAGAACUGGCUCCAGAUGUUCUAGACCUCUCAAAACCCAACGUUCUGGAUCUCUCAACUUCUGACCUUCUUCUAGAACCUCACACAUUCGAGGAGUUCUACAAAACCUCCAGAGAAGCUACCAUCUAGCUGCCUUACCCCCCAAAAAAACCCUAUUUUCUUCCACUCAAGACCUAUUUGCUAUUGCACAAACCUUGACAUUGUCUCUACUUCAGAAAGACCACCCCAUCCCCCAACUAAAGAAGCACAAAGUCUUCAGUCAACCCCCCCCCCCCCCAAAUAAGCCUUGGAUUUGGCUGCUCUUUCAUACCCAUGAACAUACAAAGAUCGAACCCUAUAUCAAUCACAAGGUAUGGGAGAUCUAGGAAUAAAACCCAGGAUUUUGAAGAGCUGUCAUCCAUAAGGUGCACAGAACCCAGCCAGAGCUUCAGCCCCAAUCUCGGCUCCCCAAGCCCCCCAGAGACUCCAAACUCGUCGCAUUGCGUUUCCUGCAUUGGGAAAUACUUAUUGUUGGAGCCUCUGGAGGGAGACCACGUUUUUCGAGCCGUGCAUCUGCAUAGUGGAGAAGAACUGCUCUGCAAGGUUUUUGAUAUUCGCUGCUACCAGGAGUCCUUGGCGCCCUGUUUUUGUCUACCUAUACACAGCAACAUUAACCAAAUAGCUGAGAUCAUUCUUGGAGAGGCUAAAGCCUACGUGUUCUUUGAAAGAAGCCAUGGGGACAUGCAUUCUUUUGUUCGUACCUGCAAAAAGCUCAAAGAGGAAGAAGCGGCCCGGCUGUUCUAUCAGAUCGUGUCGGCCGUAGCCCACUGCCACCACGGAGGAGUGGUGCUGAGGGAUCUCAAGCUUAGAAAAUUCGUCUUCAACGAUGAAGAACGGACUAAGGUGAAACUGGAAAGCCUGGAAGAAGCCUACGUUUUGUCAGGAAACGAUGACUCUCUUACAGACAAACACGGUUGCCCAGCUUACGUGAGCCCAGAAAUCCUCAACACGAGCGGCAGCUAUUCAGGCAAAGCCGCCGACGUUUGGAGUCUAGGCGUCAUGCUCUACACCAUGUUGGUCGGACGAUACCCAUUUCAUGACAUUGAGCCCAGCUCCUUGUUCAGCAAAAUUCGGCGCGGGCAGUUUAACAUUCCAGAGACACUAUCCCCCAAGGCGAAAUGCCUCAUACGUAGCAUACUCCGUCGGGAUCCAACAGAGAGGCUCACAUCUCAAGAAAUUCUGGACCAUCCUUGGUUUUCCACAGAUUUCAAUGCAUUGAAUUUGGGAUAUGGUGCAAAGGAGGUGUCCGAUCAACUGGUGCCUGAUGUCAAUAUGGAUGAGGAAACUGACCCUUUUUUUAACUGAGCACAAGACUUUCCUAUUCGGUACUUGAGGUGACCAUGGCCACAUGAAGGAGUCCUUCCGGACUUUUAGUAUUCAAAAUCUCUUAUUGUCCCAGGAUGGUAGCUGGUAAAAAAAAAAAAAGGCUACACUGGGCUUCUUGGGUUUUGAGAAGACAAGUCUGCAAGGAACUACUCUACACAUGUAGCAUUAAGGCUGCUAUACAGUUAGUCUUUUAUUUUAUAAAUGUGUUUUUUUUGUUGUUGUUUUUUUAACUAGCAUGGAUACAGUGUAGCUUCACCCUGUACGGAGCCAAGGAGACUGCACACGCCAAUUCCGGUGCAGCUUUGUCACUCCUGUUAAUAGUCAUUUUAAAAAAAAAAAACAUUUUGUCUGUUUUUGCCACGCACAUCCUGGCAUCGCACUGUUAAAUUUUUUUAUUUUAUUUUUUCUUGUGCCAUUGUUCAGGGAAGGUACAAUUGGCCCUUUUUUUUUUUUUUUUUUUCUCUCUUGAUUGUGCCAAAUUGGUACAGUGAGAUAAAAAAAUAAAAUUAAAAUUAAACCAAGUUGGAUGCACUGACAUAAAAAAAAGUGCGUUAGUGUUUUUUUUUUUUUUUUGCCUAUUUUUAUCUCCUCUUAUUUUGUGUAAUUCUUAAUGACUUGGUA